Messenger RNA from Ogataea haglerorum, 1596 nucleotides. RefSeq lists its product as uncharacterized. The coding region runs from base 1 to 1596 and encodes 531 amino acids. Gene Ontology annotation, molecular function: ATP binding; glutamate-tRNA ligase activity; zinc ion binding. Gene Ontology annotation, biological process: glutamyl-tRNA aminoacylation. NCBI's taxonomy places the organism in Eukaryota, Fungi, Ascomycota, Pichiomycetes, Pichiales, Pichiaceae. The transcript has a single exon. The record is from RefSeq and is a predicted model, not a curated record.
AUGGUGAGAGUACGAACAUUGCACACAUCACGGUGCAGUUUGAAUAGCUCCAAGAUGCAAUUGCAUACAAAAUUCACUCUGAGGAGGAAAUCAGCCCAGAAAGAAGAAGUUUCAACAGACUCGAAGACUCCCGCAAGAACGCGAUUUGCUCCUUCACCUACCGGCUUCCUGCACUUAGGAUCCCUUAGAACAGCGUUGUAUAAUUACUUGCUUGCUAGGGCCACGGGAGGUCAGUUUUUGCUGCGCUUGGAAGACACUGACCAAAAAAGGUUAGUUACCGGGGCCGAAGAGAACAUUUAUGACACAUUGAACUGGCUAGGAAUCAAAAUUGACGAAGGCCCUACAGUGGGAGGCGCUUAUGGUCCUUAUAGACAGAGCGACAGAUCUGAAAUUUAUACGCGCUACACUAACGAACUGCUGGACAAAGGGCUCGCAUACAGAUGCUUCUGCUCCAAAUCCAGGCUGGAUGGGCUUCGGGACUCUGCAAAACUGCUCAAACCACCCACAACUGUAUCGUAUGACAGACAUUGUUUGAAGGUAUACACUAAAGAGGAGUCUGCUGCUAAGGCUGCUCAAGGAGAGGAAUUCACCGUGAGAUUUUUAUCACCAGACAAGUAUCAAGAGUUCAACGAUUUGCUCCAUGGAAACGUCAAUUGGCAACCGCAGGUAAAUCCAUUCGACAAAAGAUUUGAAGAUCCGGUGCUGCUAAAAAGUGAUGGUCUACCUACCUACCACUUUGCCAAUGUCGUUGACGACCAUUUGAUGAAAAUCACUCACGUUAUUAGAGGAGAGGAAUGGCUUGCUUCCACCCCCAAACAUAUCGCUCUAUAUGAGGCUUUCGAGUGGAGAAAGCCGAAGUUUGUGCAUAUACCGUUACUGACGACUGUUGACAACAAGAAGUUAUCCAAACGUACUGGUGAUAUUGACAUUAUGUCGUUGAAGAGACAAGGUUACCUUCCCGAGGCUCUAAUUAACUUCGCAGUUCUUUUUGGAUGGGCUCCAAAAAGGGCUCAAGGAGAAAAAUCGAAUGAAAUCUACAGUAUGGAUUUCCUCGAGAAGCAUUUCAACCUUGACGGUCUGACAGUUGGCAAUGCCAAGGUGGAUUUUCAAAAACUUAAUUAUUUCAACAAACAUUACUUACAACAGAAACUUCAAGAUCCCGAAUUUCUCGAUAGGGCCUCCGCUGAUAUUUACGCUAAAUUAAAUCAAGACCGCGGAAUCACCCAAGAAUAUGUGAAAAAGGUGCUUGUGAAAACGGGAAGCUCCCUCACCACGCUUGAUUCUGUCUUCGACGAGAGUUUUAAGUUUUAUUUUGAACGUCCUACAUACACUAGAAAAGGACUCGAAAAUGUCCUUAAGCCUGGAGAAUAUGGGGUCGUGAAGCUGCUAGCAGAGCAAACAGAUUUCACUGACCUCAAAGCUCUAAUACCCAGGAUCAUGGCGGUCUAUCCUGAUAUCACGAAAAAAGACAUUUAUCAAACUAUUCGUUAUGCAAUUAGCGCGGGACAACCAGGAACGAAACUUCCCGAUAUGAUCGAGCUCUUGGGAAAUGAGGAAGUGAUUGCACGACUAAACUCUCUAAAGGAAAUCUUGUAA